GGAGUUGCCAAGUUAUUAUUAGGAAUAGAUAUGUUGUUAUCAUUUUCGUAAAAGAUUUGUGAAAGUGUUAAGUAUUUUGUACUAGGGUACGUAAAAUAAAUUUUGAAUUUGGCUACGUAAAAUCACAAUACAAAAAUGUUCAGUUGGUUGUCAAAGGAUAACAGUAAACAAGAAAUAUAUCAAAAUGUGGUGGAAGGUCUUAAGACAAUAUAUAAACAUAAACUGCUACCACUGGAAGAACAUUAUCAGUUUCACGACUUUCACUCCCCAAAAUUAGAGGAUUCGGAUUUCGAUGCAAAGCCUAUGAUCCUACUUGUAGGACAGUAUUCCACUGGAAAGACAACUUUUAUUAAAUACCUGUUGGAAAGAGAAUUUCCAGGCAUACGAAUUGGACCCGAACCUACAACAGAUAGAUUUAUAGCUGUCAUGCACGAUAAUAAGGAAGGUAUGAUUCCUGGCAAUGCUCUUGUGGUUGAUCCUAAGAGGCAGUUUAGACCUCUGUCCAAGUUUGGCAAUGCUUUUCUUAAUCGUCUUCAAUGUUCCUUAGUUGAUUCUCCAGUAUUGCAAAAUAUUUCAAUUAUAGAUACACCUGGUAUACUUUCUGGAGAAAAGCAGAGGGUUGAUAGAGGUUAUGACUUCACUGGUGUUUUGGAAUGGUUCGCAGAGAGAGUAGACAGAAUUAUAUUGCUUUUUGAUGCACAUAAACUUGAUAUUUCUGAUGAGUUUAGAAGAUCUAUUGAAGCUUUAAGGGGUCACGAUGACAAAAUUCGUAUUGUUUUGAACAAAGCAGAUAUGGUUGAUCAUCAGCAACUUAUGAGAGUGUAUGGAGCUCUUAUGUGGUCUUUAGGAAAGGUACUACAAACACCUGAAGUUGCCAGAGUUUACAUAGGCUCAUUUUGGGAUCAGCCUUUAAGAUAUGAUGUGAAUAGAAGACUUUUUGAAGAUGAGGAACAAGAUUUAUUUAAAGACUUGCAGUCUUUACCUAGGAAUGCAGCUCUUAGAAAACUUAAUGAUUUAAUUAAAAGGGCUCGGCUCGCAAAAGUACAUGCUUACAUAAUAGCUGAACUAAGAAAAGAAAUGCCAUCUGUGUUUGGUAAAGAUUCUAGGAAGAAAGAGCUCAUUAAGAAUUUGGGUCAAAUAUAUGAUAAACUACAAAGAGAACAUCAGAUUUCCCCAGGUGACUUCCCAGAAAUAAAGAAAAUGCAGGAAGUUUUAGCCAAUCUUGAUUUUAGUAAAUUUAAUCCACUUAAACCAAAAUUAUUAGAUAUUGUGGACAGAAUGUUGGCUGAAGACAUAUCAAUAUUAAUGGCCAAAAUUCCAUUAGAGGCUGAGGAAAAAUCUGCCAAAAAUGGUGAUAACAUGGUACAGGGUGGAGCCUUCACAAGUGUAGAAGAUACAAUUUCACCUUUUGGUUAUAAGAGAGGUGAAGGAAUAGAUGCUGGGGCAGGAGAGUUGGACUGGAUUGUAAGCAGAGAGAAAGAUAAAUAUGAUGACAUCUUCAAAUCGUUAAAGCCAAUAGAUGGAAAAGUGUCUGGAAUGACUGCCAAAUCAGAGAUGGUGAAAUCCAAACUACCGAACUCAGUACUGAGUAAAGUAUGGAAACUCGCAGACGUAGACAAAGACGGCAUGUUGGACGACGAAGAAUUUGCUUUAGCAAUGCACUUGAUCAAUAUAAAAAUCGACGGUAAUGAUAUACCUGCAGUAUUGCCCGCACAUUUGAUUCCACCUUCAAAGCGUUAAUAUUUAUAUUCUUUCGUUAUUUAUAGUCCACAAGUGCUAUUCAUUUCAAAGUUUUGUGCCUAUAUCAUAUAUGUACAAACAUUGAUUUUACUGCCUUUUUUAUUCUUCUUGCAAUUUUUUUAUAAAAUAUCGAAUAUUUCACAAAACAUUGUUUUUCAUGCUGGGAUGUAUCGUAUCUAAAUCUAGACCUAUUUGGUAAUAUAUUAUACACGUCACUGUGCUAGCGUAUUACAUAUUGUAAUCAAUAAUCGUUUCCUACUGAUAUGAGUGAUAUAAGCUGCCUAAAUAAUUCCAUUUUUUUAUCUUAUCUUUUACUUUUACUUACUAGUACUAGUACAACAUAACUGUUUAUAUAAUCUCUAAAAUCGUUUACAUUUCAUUCUAAUUUUGAUAUAAAUUUCAAUUUUCAUUUGAGACUAAAUAAUUUCAUUUGUAUCCUUCUAGCCCUCGUAUAGGUGUAAAAUUUUGGCUAGUGAAUAUUGUAUCCGCAUGCAGAUGUAGGAAAUCAACUCCCAGUAUCUAUUCUAUAACUUUGUUUGAGAUUAUAACAACCUGGAUGUCUAGAAUUACAGUCUUAAGAGUUUUGUUCUUAUUUAGUUAUGUGCUGAUACUUCCGCACAACUCUUAAAAUUUUUAUUUUUCUUCUCUCUUCAUUGCCCCAUUUAGAUAUAUUAUAAACAGGGUCGAGAGAUACAACAUACUUGUGGCAGGACUCUAUGGCUUUCUGAUAGUUCCUUUUUAAUUUUAUUUUUUAUAUCUUUCUAAAAUUUGGCACAUAAAUUUAGCAACUUGGAGAAUAACAGUGUUUUGUGUCUUACACGAACGGCAGUAUAUCUGUGGUUUAUGAUCAAAUAUAUUGAAAUCCAGUGACAAAAAAUUUUUGAAUAAGUUUCACAUACUUAAGUGAAUUAUAUAGCUUUAGUGUCCAUUUUUAUAUCAUAAAAGAUUUGAGAGGUGCAAUUGAUGUUUUAAUCCAAAUUUCAAAGUGUAAGUCGAUAUAUUUACACAUAGAACAAUUGUUAAAAUUUUAUGUGGAUGUACUGAAUGUUUUUCUAGUUUUAAUUUUAAGCCACACAUCAGCUGUUUUGGAUUGUAGAAAAUUCAAUUUUCUAGAACAUUGUGAGAGUGAUAAAUUUUGAAUAGUCCUCUAUCUUGAUAGUUUCUAAUUCCUUCUUACGUAUAUGUAUAUCCAUUCUUAUCAGCAAUGACAAAAUACUAUAAGAGGAUUAAUUAAAUUUAUUACUUGGUUUUUAAACAUCCAACAGUUUCUGUAUGCUGCUUGUGCAGUAGAUAGUUUAGUAUUUAUUGGAGAACUGUAUGAAUUUCUUUUAACACGUCAGGUUUACACGAAAUGUCAAAAUGUAAUAAUUAACCCCGUAACUAAAAUGCAUUCGUAAUUUCAUUUAAUUUAGGUUUCAGUCCUUCACAUAUUUUGAUCAACAGAUCACUUCAGUAUUUUUUAUUCCUAAGUUAAAUCAAGUACUAACUUUAUGUUUAACAACUAUAGAAGUUUGUUAAAUUUCAUCAAUUAGAAUAAGUUUAAAAAGUUAAAUCUAUGCUGUAUUUGCAACACAGGAGUACCGUAUCAUUUGAAACACAAAAUUGUCUGCCAAAUCUAUAGCUCCUUGUGAGAACUCUAAACAAUUAAUUUGGGAUUUUAUUUAAAAUUAUUCAAUCUAAAUUGCUUCUAUGAAUCACUGAAUAUGAAAUAUUAUUUCUUACUUUAAACACUUCAGGUCACAACGUAAAGGGUUUUCAAGAGGUGGAAAAUAACUAAAUAUCAAAUAUAAUCCCCAUGCUGGUCUUGUGGAUCAAUAUUUUAGGACACCAGUUCAAAAAGACGUAUCAAUAUAGAUUUUAACAUCAUGAACCCGCAUAUGUUCCAAAUGCCCAUGGGAAAAUAGAUGUCCAUACAUUUGAAAUAAUUCACUGGUGUAGAAGCGUCUAUACUAAUGACCAAAAUUCUGAAAACUUAACAAACAUUUUAGUUUUGCUAGCAGCAUACAUCUUUUCACACGACUUAUGUUAUUUACAAGAUUAUUUAGUUUUAUUGCAUCGGUAUAAUAUGCUUUUACUUAAUAUUUAACGUCUAUUUUAAAAGGAAAAACCCUUUAAAAGAUAAAAAAGCAAAUAAACAAAAUAGUAGUUCUUCGAGCCAAAUCUUCUGGUGUAAUAACUCUAAAUCAGUUUUGAAUAAAAGCUUGUAUCAGUUUCCUUUUGUUCCUAACACUUUCAGCCUUGACCUUAGAUCUUCCAUUGGAUUUAGGUCGGAACUAUUUCCAGGACAGUAAUGGCAUAGUUUCUCAACCAUUCCAUUGUAGUCUAAGCCGUAUGACAGGAGCUUCAACCUGCCGGAAGAUGCAGUGUUGAGUAUCCUAUUCAAACAAAUCUCUAAUAGUCGGCAGCAGUUUAGCUUGCAGUGUUUCUUCUUUAUAUUUUUUUCAUUAACAUUGCCCGUACCAUGACACUUAUAGGGUGAUUUAUAGUACACUGGGGCAAAAGGUCUUCUCUAGUCGGCGGCGAACAAAAUUCACUCCAUCACUCCCAAAGAUCGAGAUUCUGGUUUCAUCACUUCAAAUUACCUUAUUCUACUGUUCUGUCCACUCUCUGUCUGACAAAGCUCAAUCAAUGCGUUUUUUGUCCCAGUUUUUUUUUCAGGAACGGGUUCUUUCUAGGGAUUCUUGUUCGCAAUCCAUUUUCAAACAACUUUCUUCCGACAUUUGUAAGCCAGUUGAUUUAAUCAGCAUUAAUGCCUUUAAAGACAGGCCUCAUCUUCUGCGCUCAUCGUAUUGACUAACUUUCGGUUUUCUGUCUGUUCUUUUUGCUGAAGUCACUAAUAAACACUGGAAGUCGCACGAAACUGUACUAAACGCUUUCAAUUGGACAACUAAAUUACGCCACUCGCCGUUGACUGACUAGCGAAACUCUGACGCGAUACAAUAUUGCCAGUGUUGCCAUUCACAAAUCUCUAAUUUUUGGCGUAUCGCUUGAUUCAGUUUCCAUAGUUUGUUAAAUAAUUAUGUAAAUAUUUUUUUAAGUUUCUAGAAUUUUGGCCACUAGUGUAUUCAUUAAUCUGUAAAGACUUAAUAUUAAAAUUUUGGGUAGGUUUAAAGGCUUUUUAAAUUUUAUUCUACUUCAAGUCUGUAAUACGAUCCCAAUACAGUAUAAACGUACUUUUGAUGAAUAUAAAGCUAUAAUUAUGUUAUUUUUUGUAUUAUGAAAUACUGUUUGAACGGCUUUAAUAAAUAAUUACUAAAAAUUUGGCACUGUUGCAAAAAAUAUAAAUAUUUAUUAUAUUCCGUUUUCAUAUCAUAAAUUCCUUAGUGUAUUUGGCAGGUUCAGCGAAGAUUUAUUAACUUAAGUAUACAUUUUAUUUUAUUGUAUAAACCGUCACUCAAUAAGUCCCUGACCUAACUAAUAAAAUAACUUUUAGUCAAAAUUUGACAUUUUUUACCGAGUCACACUGUUUCCUCAACCGUUCGACGCAGUUUUAGUAAAAAAUAUGUCUUUGACCACAAAAUGCUCCUCAGUUUCCUCAAUAACCUCCCCUUGUCUUGGAGGUUACCAACAUCUUGUAGGGGACCAGAUUUGGAGAAUACACUGGGUGCGUGUUGUCGAACGAACUCUUUUGCUUCUUUAUUGGUUUUCUCUUAGUUUCUUUCUUCAAGAGGAAUGUUCUAUUAUAUAUAUAUAUAUAUAUAUAUAUAAUAUAUAAUAUAUAUAUAUUAUAUAUAUAUAUAUAUAUAUAUAUAUAUAUAUAUAUAUACAUAAUAUCUUAGCUAUAUACAAGUUAAUAAGUAUUUGGACGUCUAGAAUCUGCUACUAUCUAGUCCGACUUCGAAGUAAAAUGGUUGAUCCAUGUUUCAUCCAUUCUCUUACAAAGAUGAAAAAAGUCUGUAAACAGUUCAAAAUAACGUCGAUACGUUGUUGUUUUUGAUAGACUAUGAGCAAACAUAACAUCUACUUUGAAUAAAUAUUUACCAUUGCUAAAUGUUUCUGCAAAAUCGACAUUGUCUUCUGAUAACUUCAUCUCUUGUGUUCUCACACACACAUCUUCAAUUUACGAUCACCCAAAACGAUUUUGUGAUCUCUCGGAAUAUUUUCCGGGAUGAUCAACUGUCUAAUUUGGAAGAUCAGAGUAUUCGGAAAUCUUAACCGUUAUUUGAACAAUGUUUUAUCAACACAAGAAAUUCGAAUUUUUCCAUCGUUUUAAAAAUCGCAAUAGCAACGACACCUAGACUACUGUAACUUAUAGACUACUUCUCCGAUUGAGUUCAAAUUUUGGAAGGUACCGUUGGAAGGCUAAAACUUUUAAAAACAUGAAUUUGUUAUCGUGGCUCCAUCUAUAUGUUAGCCCAGAGACUUAUUGAUUGGUUUGGUACAUGUGUAGAAUGCAGUUAAAUUUAUUUGCAUGGGUGCGUUUAAUUCUCGCAACAAGUAAUGUUUUUCUCGCAUAUUGUGAUAUAUUUUGUUAAAACUAAUGUAUAAAUGUAACCAUGUAGGACUUUUACUAAAUUACUUAAAGAAUAUAUACAGGGUAUAGAUUUAGUCCGAAUAAAAUGGAGGGAUAUAUUUUUAAUAUAGCAACAGAAAUUCACAGACAAGUUGCCCAAGAGGGAGAAUAAAGAGGCUGGUGUUGAAAGACAUGAUCUUGCACUGAAGAACAAUAAAGGAACAUAAAAUAGAGUGUCUGAAAUAAGUAAUACAGAAAAAAUAAUCCAAUAAACAAACCGCAGUGCGUUAUCAGUGUUACCAUAUCAAAUAAGAAGCUUUGUAUAAUGUUUAUCGUCAACGAAACUAUAUGUCAAAAUCGUGAAGGACCCUCUACAAAACGUCCAGUACUUGAUGUAUCUGUGAUUAUGUUGGUAUUCAGUAAAAGGAAUUUGGUAUUAGAGGAGUUUAUAUCACUAAGUUGACAACUCGGAACUUUAACGUUUUCUACAUGGUUGUAUUAUUUAAUAUUUCUAUUCAGUUUGUUUAGGGAAAACUUUUAUUGCCACUACAUAAAUGUGGAACAUACUGCAAAAUGAACUGAUAGCAAAUUCUAAACAGAUUGUACACAUUUUUUUAUAUCGCCUAUAAAUAGAUAACUUGCUUAUUAUAAAAUGCAUCAAUGCGAUCAAUAAUACCGUUAGGUUUUUUACUACAUAACUAUUUUUUCAAAUUUAUGUGUAGGUCAUAACAAAUUUUGGUCCAUGAGUGUAUCUACUCUAACCUGUGAUGUUAUUUGGGAAAUGUACUUUUAAAGACUCUGAAAUAUGCUAAAAUUAAUAUCACGAGAUAUUUUCAGUAGUCUUAGGAGCAGGAACAUAUUAAAUAAUUCAACUAUGUUUAUUAAAAGCUAUUCCAAAGAAUAUUAAGGAACUUUCUUUUAGUUGAAGGUCAAUCUUGCUAUUUCUGCUCUACUUGCCCUAUUUAUUUUUGUAUCCAGUUAAAUUAAGAAUUUCAGUCACAAUAUUGGGCAUCUAAAGUUCUGCGUUUGGGCACACUUGCUCUCUAUGUGCCCUGUAGAAUCUUCUUAGGAUCUUCCUUUCCAAAUUGCAUAUAAUUAUUUUAUCACCAGCUGGUCGAUGUUGCCGAUAAGUGGUUGAUAAUGGGUGGUAUUCUAAACACAGUGUCGUGGUGGCCCCAAACCGAACACCGUUUGGUAAAUCUAUAGAAUCUGAGCAGGUUCGUCCUAGCUAGCACAUAUUUAAUUUUUGAUAGGCUCGCAAAACAAGUAAAAUUGGGUAAAGAACCCUUUCAUACACAAAACGAAAGCUCUAGUUUUAACAAAUAAAGUAAAUAUAUUAAUAAUAAUUUAAACAUUUUCCAAAUAUUGAUCACAGAUAUGAAGUUGAUAAUUUUUAUAUCGGUCCAAAUAUUUAAUAAAUAUAAACAAUGUGAUAAUUAAAAGUUUGUACUCUGUACAUUUGUAUUAUAAAUAUAACAGUAGAUAAGUAUGACUUUUUUCUUAUUUUUUUGGUAUAUUUGUUAACUGCCGAAUGAAUUAAAGUUUUUAAAUCAUUAGAAAGGUCAUAUAUUUUUGUAUAUUAUUCCAACUUGACACGACUGUUGCUAGUUAGCACUUGUAGGAGUUUGUUAACAAUAUUUCGUACCAUUUCAUUAUUUAGUAUGUACAUUAUUUAAUUUAAAGAAAUACAUUAUGUUAUAUU
Molecule: messenger RNA, 7895 nt
Organism: Diabrotica balteata
Lineage: Eukaryota; Metazoa; Arthropoda; Insecta; Coleoptera; Chrysomelidae
Source: the annotation of a GenBank genome assembly